CGGGGCUACGCUCUGACCGGAAGCGGAAGUGGGUGCCUCAGAGGCGCUGCUGUCUCCGGGCGCGCGUCCAGGCAUGGGCUCUAAGGCCAAGAAGCGCGUGGUGCUGCCCACCCGCCCCGCGCCCCCCACGGUGGAGCAAAUUCUGGAAGACGUGCGGGGGGCGCCGGCCGGGGACCCCGUCUUCACCGCCCUGGCCAGGGAAGAACCCCCAGGUCCCUCCAGGAGGGUGGAGGACACCAAGGUCCAGUGGGAGCAGCUCUACCAACAGAGCCGGGCCUACGUGGCCACCAAUCAGCGGCUGCAGCAGGCGGGCAACGGGCUUAGGCAGAAGUGUGAGUGCCUGCGGCAAGCCAGCAAGGACCUGGCAUGGGAGGUGGACCAGGUGAAGCAGGCGGCCCUGCUGGAGGCCGCGGCUGCCUCCUUGGGCUGACCUCGGGGCUGCCCACCCGGGGACCCAAUCGCCCAUCAGGUCCAGGCCAGCACUUCAUGUGGGUCCCCAGCACCGGAGAGUGAGCUGGCCCAUGCUGGCCUCUGUCAUGCUGAUCGCCCAGCUGGCUCCAUCCGUCUGUGUGCCCUGCUGCAAUUCUGUCCCCUCCUCCACCCAUGGUGGCCACGGCCCUGACAUGAGAUGGGGCUUCUGGGGGCCGGCACUCAACUGUCUGUCCCCCUCUGAAUCCUGUGCCAGGCCCACAGUUGGGGUGCGGCACCAACUUGUUAACUGUGGUUCAGUCAAACGGGUGCCUGCUCGGUGUCAGGGCCACCUGAGGGCUGUCACCAGCCUCUGCUCCCAUGCCCAUCUUCAAAACAACCCUGGGCUGCUGGAGUCACUGUUCCUGCUGCUCCCAAGAGAAGAUGCCCAAGGCCCCUGCCAGGCUCAGCGUCCACCGUUGGCUGACAGGACAGCUCAUCAGUCACUGCCCGGAGCUGGCUGGGGUCGUCCGGGUCUCACGCUGCCACCCACUGGGGCAGGGGCAGGGGCAGGUUCUGGCCCUGGGGCAGGUGGGGAUUGGGAUGGCAGAGGACCUUAAAAAGGGCCUUUCAUGAUAAAAGUCACAUCAAGCAGGAACUAGAGCAGUGUGGGGCCUGGGGGAGGUGGUCCGGAGGCCCAGCCCCCAAGUGUCCCCCGGGCCCUGUAGUUAAAAUCCACCUUGUCUGACGGGCCUUUUGAAUGGCACCUCUCCGGCCACUCCUGGGGCCCUAGGAGGGAUGCAUGUGGCUAGCAGGCAGGACCCUAGCUGAGGCCACCUCACGCCUUCUCUCAGACCUGCUUUGUUUCUGGAACGUGAAAGAUGUUUCUUUUUCCCCCGUACAAGGGGUACCUGCAGAAGCCUGAGAGACCAUCUGAACCAGAAAUGGGCUCCGGGGAGCCCAGCCUGAACCUCUGGGGGCUUCUCAUUGGUCACCUGUCCUGAAGCUUUGCUUACCUGUCUGGGGACAGAAACCCCAGGGUGCUGGGUGAGGCCCUGCCAACCUCUCCCCCACUUUGCUUCUUGCAGAGAUGGGCCAGGGCUGAGCUCCCUGUAAGUGGCCCUGCUGUGAGGCCACCCGGGCUCCCCCAGCCCAGCCCCUGCACAGCUGUUGGCUGUGGUUCCGGUAGCAGGCGCUGUGUCGGCCCCGUCUGAGGCCUCUGGCCUUUGGCCCAUCCAUCCCCAGCUCUGAGGGGCCUGCAGGUGUCCACUUGCCUGCAGCCAGUACUGAGCCUGGGUGUGGACACCCAGGUGUGGCCGCCUGGCUCUGGGGUGCCGUCCACCCUUGGGAGCUUCCCCGGGGGCCAGGCAGAGACCCUGCCAGCCUCACCCAGCCCCUCCCCUGCCCCCAAAUAAACCCCAUGCUCGGGUCCUGCCUGUGGGGCCUGGCUGGAGGCGUCUGUCCAGCAAAGCAUCACCCCUUUGUUCCUGGCAGGGGGACAGGCUGGUGACUGGGAUGCAAAGUCCUCCCCCUCCCUUGCCUGGUCCUCAGCCUGUUGAGGAAUAGGAGCCACAGGCAGCGCGGGGCAAUUGAACAGCUCCGUUUAUUAAAGGUGCACAGGAGUCGGA
This is a messenger RNA of Lemur catta (Ring-tailed lemur), 2036 nucleotides long. It is a transcript of the gene C1H19orf25, whose product is annotated as chromosome 1 C19orf25 homolog. NCBI's taxonomy places the organism in Eukaryota, Metazoa, Chordata, Mammalia, Primates, Lemuridae. The record is from RefSeq and is a predicted model, not a curated record. Bases 74 to 430 code for a protein of 118 amino acids. The transcript has 3 exons.